Molecule: messenger RNA, 5407 nt
Organism: Sus scrofa (pig)
Lineage: Eukaryota; Metazoa; Chordata; Mammalia; Artiodactyla; Suidae
Source: RefSeq, a predicted model, not a curated record
AAUUUUUUUUUUGAGCUCUUCAUUUUUUUUAAAUUAUUUUUUAAUAGUUAUUUCCCCAAUACAAUUUGCUUUAAAACAAUUUUAUCACAAUAGGACAAAUAUCAAACUGAUAUUUCUUAUUAGAGAUGGAGUCGAAACUGGCUCUGGAGACCGCAUCCACUGGAUUUUCAUUGAGUAUAAUUAGUUUUUAAUAUAAAUGGCGAAUGCUGUAACUCUGAAACACUUAGUAAGGUAAAGAGUCUUGUACAGACCCAGAACUAUUAAAGCACCAAACAUUUAUUAGGCACAUACUAUGCUUCUGGGCACUGUGCAGAUAACAGAGGUGCCUAAACUAAAAAAAAAAACCCUGCCCUUAUUAAAGUAUGAUUGAAAGUAUAAUGGAGAAUGUACUUUAUAGAGAGAGUCAAAAACAAUCCUUAAUGGUCACAAAUUUGAUGGCUUAUGGUAUAUUUGGAAGAAAAAUGUCUUAUGUUAUAAUUGGCUUAGACACAAAUUCUCAUGCUGAAGAAACAAUGUAGAAAAAGCAUGAACUAGAAAGCAACCAAAUCAGAUUUACCUUAUACUUUGCUGCUAUUUAUUAACUCAACCAUUCAUCAAAAAUUUAUUGAGAGCCUACACUCUGGAAGAAGCAGAAUUAGAUGCUGGAAAGCACGGUAGCAAAUAAGAGAGACCAGCUCUCUGCUUUCUGUGUGAACAUGAACUUGUAUCUUAACAUUUUCAUGUCUCUACCCUUGCUUAGGCAAGAUGUCUGACGUUCCUUUCAAACCUAAAACACUAAGCCUCGUGGAGGGAGAGGCUGCCCAGGCAGGCAGCCUUGGGAUCUGAGGACUUACCUUCCUCUUAGAGGGUUAGCUCUUGUCUUGAUUUCAAAACAAAUUCAUAUACAUAGUUUAAAAGUGUUUUGAUCAGUUUCUCAUCUGCAUUUGGGUCAUCUUGGCAAAGCCUAGGUGUGGCAAUUCCUGCUCAUAAAACUUCAGAGGUCGAAGGUCAAAGUUUGGCAAAGGGGGACAACUUGCAUCAGUAUAGCUGGACAGCUGUUCCCAGCAAGCAGCCUUUGCUGCCGCGCCACCUUGCCUUCCGACCAAUACCACAGUUUCUCCUGCUGCUGCGUCCUUCUUCCUUUGCUUCCGUGACCUGUUGCUCCUCCGGCGUAAUGAGCCUCCAAAAGGGAUUGCUUAUCAGGGGACCAGAAGUGAUCGGCUUUAUGAGACGGAAAGAACUGUUCUUGCAUCCCACAGUUUUUCCAGUUGGUAUCAAGAGUCUGAACUGAAGACAUUUUGCUCCAAAAACAUACUGGUCAUCCUUGGCUUCUCCUCCAUCAUUGCUGUGAUAGCAUUGCUUGCUCUGGGGCUGACCCAGAACAAACCAUUGCCAGAAAAUGUUAAGUUUGGGAUUGUGUUGGAUGCAGGCUCUUCUCACACGAGUUUGUACAUCUAUAAAUGGCCAGCAGAAAAGGAGAAUGACACAGGUGUGGUGAGUCAGGUAGAAGAGUGCAAGCUAAAAGGUCCUGGAAUCUCAGAAUUUGCUAAAAAACUAGGAGAAAUAGACAUUUAUCUGGAGGCAUGCAUGGAAAGAGCCAGGACGGUGGUUCCAAAGUCCCAGCAUGCAGAGACACCAGUUUACUUGGGAGCCACAGCAGGCAUGCGGUUACUCAGGAUGAAAAAUGAAAAUUUGGCAAGCAAAAUCCUGUCUACAGUGGCAGAGAGCAUCACGAGAUACCCCUUUGACUUCCAGGGUGCCAGGAUCAUCACUGGCCAAGAGGAAGGUGCCUAUGGCUGGAUUACUAUCAACUAUCUGCUGGACAAAUUUAUUCAGAAAUCAGGUUGGUUUAACCUGAAGCCAAGGAAAGGUGAUACUCAGGAAACCUAUGGAGCUUUAGACCUUGGAGGAGCCUCUACACAAAUCACUUUUGUGCCCCAAAACCAAGUGCUCGAGUCUCCAGAAAACACGCUGCACUUCCGCCUCUAUGGCAAGAACUACAGUGUAUACACACACAGUUUCUUAUGCUAUGGGAAGGAUCAAGCACUCUUGCAGAAACUGACCAAGGACCUUAAGAAUACAAAUGGAACCAUCCAUGAACCAUGCUUUCACUCUGGAUACCAGAGGAGAAUGAAUGUGAGUCACCUUUAUGAGGCUCCCUGCACCAGGAGAUUUUUGACGUCUCUUCCAUUUCCUGAACUUGAAAUCCAAGGCACUGGAGACUUUCAGAAAUGCCAGCAAAGCAUCCGUCCACUCUUCAACACCAGUUACUGCCCUUACUCUCGUUGUUCCUUUGAUGGGGUUUUCUUACCAUUACCUCAAGGGGAUUUUGCGGCAUUUUCAGCUUUUUACUAUGUGAUGGGGUUUUUAAACCUUACAUCAGAGGAAGGCUCAUCUCAGUCAAAGGUGACUAGCACAUUGGAAGCGUUCUGCUCUCGGCCUUGGGCAGAGCUGCAGAUGUAUUUUGGUGACGUGAAGGAGAAGUACCUGAGUGAAUACUGCUUUUCUGGCACCUACAUCCUCACACUUCUUCUGAGUGGCUAUCAUUUUACAGCUGAGACCUGGAAGAAUAUUCAUUUCAUGGGCAAGGUCCAGAGCACCAGUGUCGGGUGGACUUUGGGCUACAUGCUGAACCUGACCAACAUGAUCCCAUCUGAAGAGCCAUCAUCCACACGUCUCUCCCACUCCACCUAUGUCUUCCUCAUGGUCCUUUUCUCCCUAAUCCUGGUCAUAGUGGUCAUCAUAGGCCUAUUUGUCUGCCACAGGCCUUCAUAUUUCUGGAAAGAUAUGGUAUAGCAGGAGCAACUGAAAUCUGCUGGCUGGAGUGAGAAGAAAACUCGCUCAGGGAGCACUUUCCUCCGCAGUGGUGUACAAGGUCAUCGUUCCUUGCUCACCAAGGCCAGUCUUGACCAGCAUGAAGUUUCCUUGGCUUCUGCUGAAGCUUUUCUGUGGGAGGUAUUCACCACCCUCUGCCUCAAAGACUUCCUGGCAGACAUUAUCUCUCUUGUGAGUCUUUCCAAACACCCCCUUUUUCUUUUGUACUCUGUGCUGGGUAGGUCUUAAAGACCUGCCUCCUUUCAUGAUCUUUGCUUUAUAAAGAGCAAUAUUGACCUGGUCCAGAAGAACUGAGAAUCCUGAGUCCUGUGCUGGGAAGUUGCACUCACUAAAAGAAGAGUCUUGGGAACUGAUUAAGUUGUGGUCUUACAGACCCGCUCUCUCUCUCUCCCUCUCCCGUUUCCCAUUUUUUUAAGAAAGCCAUAGAGGAGUUCCCGUCGUGGCGCAGUGGUUAACGAAUCCGACUAGGAACCAUGGGGUUGCGGGUUCGGUCCCUGCCCUUGCUCAGUGGGUUAACGAUCUGGCGUUGCCGUGAGCUGUGGUGUAGGUUGCAGACGCGGCUCGGAUCCUGCGUUGCUGUGGCUCUGGUGUAGGCUGGCAGCCACAGCUCCGAUUGGACCCCUAGCCUGGGAACCUCCAUAUGCCGCGGGAGCGGCCCAAAGAAAUAGCAAAAAAAAAAAAAAGACCAAAAAAAAAAAAAAAAAAAAAAAAAGAAAGCCAUAGAAUGCCUUUGGAGAAGACAGACACGCAUCCCAUUCCCAGCCUGCCCUUUGCAUGGGAGAAUUUUCUAGACUAGGAGAAUUUUCUAGACUAGGCAAAUAUGUGCUAAGGCAAAAGAGGCUUGUGAAGGAACUUAUGUGCUUAGGCAGUUAAUACUGUAGUUAAUCCAAGCCAAAAGAAGAAUGUGGAUGAAUCACAUAUUCCUGGGUAAUGUCAAAAUGCUGCAAAGUGGAAUACUCAGACCAGAGAUUAUUUUAAAAGCUGCUGUACAUACAGAUAGGCAUUCAGAUAUCAGGGCAUAUUAUCUGUGUACAUACAGAGGUACACGUGUCAGGAAGAAAAAUACAGUUACAGCACAAGGUCGGGAAAAUGCAUCCCCCAAUACAUCUAUUGGGAUUUUGUUUUUAUUGUGGCAAAAUGCAUAUAACAUAAAAUUUGCCAUUAUAACAUGUACAAUUUAGUGGCAUUUAGUACACUCACAAUGUUGUACAACUGUCACCACUAUCUAAUUCCACAAUGUUUUUAUCUAAUUCCAUAAUGUUUUCAUCACCAAGAAACUGGCUGGAGACAAGACCAUCCUGGGGUAGGCUUGAACCAUCAUCCUGGGGUAGGCUUGAACCAUCCAUUUAGCCAAACACGCUAACCAGUUGCACCACAAAGAUGCUCACUGAGUUUUAAAACCAUGCCAUAGCUUACUGUCCCAGGGCUUAAUUUAGUGAGAGAGUCACAUCUGCAAAUGUUGUUGCCAGUUCUAGGUAUUUUUGCUUUAAGCAUCUUUGCCAUAAACAUCUUUGCCACAAGCACUUUUGCCUAUAAACAUUUUCGCUUCAUAACCAAUUGGCUGUAAAGAAAAUUUUCCAUAAAAGAUAAAAUAAUGAAAAAUAAAAGAGGGACAAUCAGAAGGGCAUAAUGAAAUGAAUAACAAUUUGAUUUUAUUGUGAAAUAUAAAAUAUUUGAGUACAUUUAAAAUGUGUGUGGAUUCCUGGCAAUACUGCAAAUAAUUUUUAUUUUGUGGGUUAUACCCAAGCACUUGUCUUCCAAGUCUUUCAUUCAUGGCAUUUUAUACCACCCCACCCCACCUCUUUUGGCCCUGCCUGUGGUAUAAAGAAGUUCCCAGGCCAGAGAUAGAACUUGAGCCAUAGCAGCGACGACACCAGAUCCUUUAACCACUAGGCCACCAGAGAAGUCCAGUCUUUUCAUUUGCUUUGUUUUUUGCUCAUCAAUUUCUCCCCUUGUUUGGCAUUGUACUUUUUCUUUUUCACUAAAAUUUCUUCCUUCAUUAAGGUGACUAUCAUUUCUAAAUACUUGGAAGCAUCUCUGUAACUGAGCUUUGUGCUAUGUUUUGAAAACUUCUACACACUUGUUGUUUGUUGUUGGCAUAUUGUCAUAUGUCCAUUGAUAGACAGUCCAAAGUUCUGUGGGAAAUGUGGUUCAAUUCUGUACUUUCCAGGAUCUUGGCCUCUUUCUUCUCCAAUGUAGUGUGUUUCAAAAUAAGAAAACAACUCUUGGGGCAAAUCGUUGUCAUCUGACAGCUUGAUACAGCCAUUAAUAAUGUUACCAACUGGAAAAAUGCUAAUGCAUUUCAGCCAGUUGAAACCAAGUUGUCAAACCAAAAACUGUCCCUCAAUUAUUUUAUCUUUCAUGGGAAUAUGCCUUACAGCUGAUUAGUUAUUCGAUGAAAAUGUUUGCAGCAAAAAUGCUUGUGGCAAAGAUGUCUAUGGCAAAGAUGCUUAUGGUGAAGGUAUCUAGAACCCAUUUCAAAAUGUAAUUAAGAUAUGUUAUCAAUGAGAUAAUUUGUUUUUCAUAUUAAGUUUUUGAAAUCUGUUGUGCAUAUUACACUUACAACACAUCUCAAUAAAGACUACAUUUCAAG